AUGGAAGAAGAACUGUUAGACGUUAAUAGACAAAACGUGCGUCUGAAGCAAUUGCUAGGAGAGGCUCAACGUACAUUUGAGUUGAUCGACGAACAGCGCCGUAAAGCAGCGAGUAUCAUUGAAUCACACGAGCAAGUGAUGGCCCAAAAGGCUCUUGAAAAUAGCCAGCUCCAGGAACGGUUGACAGAGAUGGAGCGCGCCACUCGGUCCAUGGCGUCCAUUGAACACCAACUGGAAUUCAACAAGGCAGAGCUCUCCCGUCUUGCUGCUGAAAAUGAGUCACUGAAGCAGGAGCUCAAAGCCUCUGCUAAAAAGAACACUGACCUCACUCAAUACAAAUAUCAAGCAGCAGCCUUAAUGUCUGAAUUGGCUGCAGUUAAAAAAGAUUUAGAAACUACCAAUGUGGAUGCAUCCAGGACUAAGGAAGAGCUAUCUGCUACAAUAGAGACGAACAAGGAGCUUCGCAUGGCACUGAGCUCAUCCACAGACCAAUUGACUGUCCUUUUAGCCCUCUUGCUCGAAAGGAGUGAUCAAGCAAAAAGCGGUGGAGAUGGUGCUACUGCUAGCUGUGAUAUUGAUGAUUCUGAUAAUCGGAAGCAUCUUUAUGACAUUCUUAGCUGUCAGUCGACUAUUCUGAGUCAUUUUGUACUUUUCAGCUCCUCUGCGGGUGCAUCUCCUUUGCCAAUCUUUCUUCUAACUUGUACUCUUUUCACCCAGCGGCUCCUUCUUCGGCGAUUGUGCGCUUUUAUUAACCAGGGAACACUAAGCCUGUCUGACAAUUCAGAGCGCCUGAACUUCUUAUUAAGUUCCUUUGCAUUAUCGCUUGUGGAAGAUUUCAUAUCAGUUUUUCUCACCCAAGGAGAGAAGUUCUAUCUUGCUGCAACCGAGAUGCCCAGUCCUGAAGUAUUUAAGGCAGCAUUGAGUCUAUCGUCGUCAUUGCAGGAUGCUUGUGGGGACUCACUUGCAGCCCUAGAAGAGGUGAUCCUGACCGGCGCCUUGCCGAGUCACUUACAGCCCAACCUUAGCGCGUCCAGGAUUCGCGGGUUUUUUGGUCAGGUACUUCCUGUACUAUUUUCCAGUAUGGAUAUAUUAACAGGUGCAGACACAGGUUUGUACGCUUAUUCAACUUUCCUCUCUGCACCUUCAUUAAUUGAAAGGCUUAUUUUUGUCGUCACAGCAUACAUCUAUCGCACCGUCUCAUUUGGCUUUCAACAGCCAUUUAUAACGCUUUCGUCAAGAUUCUUCCUCGAUGCAAUGACUUUGUUGUGCCCUGCUCAGAAUGCAUUUCUGGAUCAUGCUAGUCAAUCGGGGUUCUCAGUUGGCCAAGUGGAUUGCUUGCUGGCAGCUUUUUCCGAUCAGCUCUCUAUCGAUCAAUCGUCGUCCCUCUUAGAUCUCAUAAGUAAGACUAGAGAUUCAUUAUCUAAAACCCUUAGUAGCGAUAGUAUGAUGGCACAGCAGAAACGAACAAAGGACCAGGCUCAUGUAGAUAUAAAAACGUUAUUGACCAAUAUUCAGGCAGAGGCGUCUCAACAGUUCAAAAAGCUAGUCUGUGCGCAGGAUGAGCUCAGAGUGGAGCUGGAUCACACUCGGACAGAAUUGGCCAGCCUUCGUGAGGAGCAUGCUAAGACCAUUGGAUUGUUAAGAAUAGCAAAUGAUCGGAUAUCGGUUGCUGAAGAGACAACUACUGCAUUACGAAAUGCGUUAUCUGCUCAGCUGAUUACUUAA
This is a messenger RNA of Giardia duodenalis, 1725 nucleotides long. RefSeq lists its product as uncharacterized. The coding region runs from base 1 to 1725 and encodes 574 amino acids. The transcript has a single exon. The record is from RefSeq and is a predicted model, not a curated record. Lineage: Eukaryota; Fornicata; Diplomonadida; Hexamitidae.